Molecule: messenger RNA, 1589 nt
Organism: Coturnix japonica (Japanese quail)
Lineage: Eukaryota; Metazoa; Chordata; Aves; Galliformes; Phasianidae
Source: RefSeq, a predicted model, not a curated record
AUGGGGGGAUAUGGGGGCACCAUGAUCAUCUACACCUGCUCAGCCCACCACGCGGCCACCAACAGCGGGCAGUUUGAGCUGGGUUCCUUCAUGCCCAACAUGCCGGCUGCCAUGCGUGCUCCCCCGCCAUCCCAUAAAUCCCCACUGAGUCUCCACGACUUCCUGGACUCGCUUCCUGCCGUCAACACCACGUGUCGGGUCCUGUCGGUGCUGUGGGUGCUGCGCAACGAGCCCAUAGACAUGCUCCCAUUGGGCCAUUACCCCGACCGUCACUUCACGGAGCCGGUUCCGCUUCGUUCCAUGUCACGUUUUCGUCGUCGUUUGAAUCGAAUCAGUCAAAAAAUCCGGAACCGGAACCGGAAACUUCAACUCCCGUAUCCGUACCUCGACCCCAGCAACGUGGAGAACAGCGUCGCCAUAUGAACGGGUGGAGACAACAAUAGAGACCCCAAUAGAGACCCUAAUAGAGACCCCAAUAAUGAUCCUAAUAGAGACCCCAAUAGAGACCCUAAUAUAGAUCCUAAUAGAGACCCUAAUAAUGAUCCUAAUACAGACCCCAAAUGUGACCCCAAUAGAGACCCUAAUAACGACCCUAAUAGAGACCCCAAUGGAAACCCUAAUAUAGAUCCUAAUGGAGACCCCAAUAGAGACCCCAUUAUAGACCCGGAUAUUGACCCCAAUAUAGACCCCAAAUGUGACCCCAAUAGAGACCCCAAUAAUGACCCUAAUAACGACCCUAAUAGAGACCCUAAUAGAGACCCCAAUAGAGACCCCAAAUGUGACCCCAAAAGAGACCCCAAUAGAGACCCUAAUAGAGACCCUAAUAAUGAUCCUAAUAGAAACCUUAAUAGUGAUCCUAAUAGAGACACUAAUAGAGACCCCAAUAGAGACCCUAAUAGAGACUCUAAUAGAGACCCCAAUACAGACCCUAAUAGAGACCCCAAUAGAGACCCUAAUAACGACCCUAAUAGAGACCCCAAUGGAAACCCUAAUAUAGAUCCUAAUAGAGACCCUAAUAGAAACCCUAAUAUAGAGCCUAGUAGAGACCCUAAUAGAGACCCUAAUAGUGACCCCAAUAGAGACCCCAAUAGAGACCCUAAUAGAGACCCUAAUAUUGAGCCUAAUAGAGACCCUAAUGGAGACCCCAAUAGAGACCCUAAUAGAGACCCUAAUAUUGAGCCUAAUAGAGACCCUAAUAGAGACCCUAAUAGUGACCCUAAUAGAGACCCCAAUGGAGACCCCAAUAGAGACCCUAAUAGAGACCCUAAUAUUGACCCCAAUAGAGACCCCAUUAUAGACCCUAAUAUUGAUCCUAAUAUAGAUCUUAAUAGAGACCCCAAUGGUGAUCCUAAUAGAGACCCUAAUAGAGACCCCAAUAGAGACCCCAAUAGAGACCCCAAUAAUGACCCCAAUAGAGACACUAAGAGAGACCCUAAUAGAGACCCUAAUAGAGACCCCAAAUGUGACCCCAAUAGAGACCCUAAUAAUGACCCUAAUAGAGACCCCAAUAGAGAUCCUAAUAGAGACCCCAAUAUUGACCCUAAUAGAGACACUAAUAAUGAUCCUAAUAGAGACCUAAUAUAGACCCU